Molecule: messenger RNA, 3794 nt
Organism: Arabidopsis thaliana (thale cress)
Lineage: Eukaryota; Viridiplantae; Streptophyta; Magnoliopsida; Brassicales; Brassicaceae
Gene: ABCB16
Product: P-glycoprotein 16
Exons: 7
Coding region: 61-3747 (1228 amino acids)
Biological process (GO): transmembrane transport
Cellular component (GO): membrane
Molecular function (GO): ABC-type transporter activity; ATP binding; ATP hydrolysis activity
Source: RefSeq, marked reviewed
AUCCACAAAUAUAAAUGAAAAGAGAGAAUCUUUUGUUCUUGAAGAAAAAGAGAGAAGAAGAUGAAGACAUGGGGAAGCAUGAGAUCAAUAUUCAUGCAUGCCGACGGUGUAGAUUGGAUGUUGAUGGGAUUAGGGUUAAUCGGAGCCGUCGGUGAUGGCUUCAUCACUCCUAUUCUUUUUUUCAUCACAGCCAUGCUAUUGAACGACUUCGGUAGUUUCUCUUUCAACGAUGAAACCUUCAUGCAACCCAUUUCCAAGAAUGCUCUAGCCAUGCUUUAUGUGGCUUGUGCAUCUUGGGUGAUAUGUUUCCUUGAAGGAUAUUGUUGGACAAGAACAGGGGAGAGACAAGCAGCAAAAAUGAGAGAAAGGUACUUAAGAGCAGUGUUAAGACAAGAUGUGGGUUACUUUGAUCUUCAUGUCACAAGCACUUCUGAUAUUAUUACCAGUGUCUCUAGUGACAGCCUUGUCAUUCAAGACUUCCUCAGUGAAAAGUUACCAAACAUUUUGAUGAAUGCAUCUGCGUUUGUCGGAAGCUACAUAGUGGGUUUCAUGUUGCUGUGGAGACUCACAAUCGUAGGCUUCCCAUUCAUCAUUCUCCUCUUGAUCCCUGGACUAAUGUACGGACGAGCCCUCAUUGGCAUCUCGAGGAAAAUACGUGAGGAGUACAAUGAAGCUGGUUCUAUCGCCGAACAAGCCAUCUCUUCGGUUAGAACCGUCUAUGCAUUUGUUAGUGAGAAGAAGAUGAUAGAAAAGUUCUCAGAUGCGCUUCAAGGGUCGGUGAAGCUAGGGUUGAGACAAGGGCUAGCUAAAGGAAUUGCUAUUGGGAGCAAUGGUAUAGUUUAUGCUAUAUGGGGGUUCUUGACUUGGUAUGGAAGUCGGAUGGUUAUGAACUAUGGCUACAAAGGUGGUACUGUCUCCACAGUCACAGUUUGCGUCACCUUUGGUGGCACAGCACUUGGUCAAGCAUUGUCGAAUCUUAAAUAUUUCUCCGAGGCGUUUGUGGCAGGGGAACGGAUUCAAAAAAUGAUAAAAAGAGUCCCUGAUAUAGAUUCAGACAACUUGAAUGGUCAUAUUUUGGAGACUAUAAGAGGAGAAGUUGAAUUCAACAACGUGAAGUGCAAGUACCCGUCUAGACCCGAAACCCUAAUCUUUGAUGAUUUAUGUCUGAAAAUUCCAUCAGGGAAAACUGUAGCUCUGGUUGGCGGAAGUGGAUCGGGAAAAUCAACAGUGAUAUCGCUUUUACAAAGGUUCUAUGACCCGAACGAAGGCGAUAUUCUCAUUGAUAGUGUGUCCAUUAAUAAUAUGCAAGUGAAAUGGUUGAGAUCGCAAAUGGGUAUGGUUAGCCAAGAGCCAUCGCUCUUUGCCACAUCGAUAAAGGAGAACAUAUUAUUUGGUAAAGAGGACGCAUCCUUUGAUGAAGUAGUGGAAGCAGCCAAGGCCUCAAAUGCUCAUAAUUUUAUUUCGCAAUUUCCUCAUGGUUACCAAACUCAGGUUGGGGAGAGAGGAGUGCAUAUGUCGGGAGGCCAGAAGCAGAGAAUCGCAAUUGCACGAGCGUUAAUCAAAUCACCGAUAAUUCUUCUCCUAGACGAGGCAACAAGCGCAUUGGAUUUAGAAUCUGAAAGGGUGGUCCAAGAAGCCUUAGACAAUGCAUCAGUUGGUCGUACAACUAUUGUUAUUGCCCACCGUCUCUCUACCAUUCGUAAUGCUGAUAUUAUAUGUGUUCUACAUAAUGGUUGCAUUGUAGAAACUGGAUCGCACGACAAACUCAUGGAGAUAGAUGGUAAAUACACUUCUCUAGUUCGCUUACAACAAAUGAAGAAUGAAGAAUCAUGUGAUAACACUAGCGUAGGUGUGAAAGAGGGCCGAGUCUCGAGUUUAAGAAACGAUUUGGAUUAUAAUCCAAGAGACUUGGCUCAUAGCAUGAGUUCAAGCAUUGUUACGAAUCUUUCUGACUCGAUUCCUCAAGAUAAGAAGCCGCUUGUGCCAUCGUUUAAGAGAUUGAUGGCAAUGAAUAGACCAGAGUGGAAACAUGCAUUAUGUGGUUGCUUAAGUGCAUCCUUAGGUGGGGCCGUACAACCAAUUUACGCAUAUUCGUCCGGGUUAAUGAUAUCGGUAUUUUUCCUAACCAACCAUGAGCAGAUCAAAGAGAAUACAAGAAUUUACGUGUUAUUAUUUUUUGGUCUAGCUCUAUUCACUUUUUUUACUAGUAUCAGUCAACAAUAUAGUUUUUCCUACAUGGGAGAAUACCUGACUAAACGUAUCCGAGAACAGAUGCUCUCGAAGAUACUAACGUUUGAAGUCAAUUGGUUCGAUGAGGAAGAGAACUCAAGUGGUGCAAUUUGCUCCAGACUAGCGAAAGAUGCUAACGUGGUAAGGUCGCUCGUUGGUGAAAGAAUGUCAUUGCUGGUACAAACCAUAUCAACAGUUAUGGUAGCUUGCACAAUUGGUUUGGUCAUCGCUUGGAGAUUCACCAUUGUGAUGAUUUCAGUACAACCAGUAAUUAUUGUCUGCUAUUAUAUUCAACGUGUUCUGCUCAAGAACAUGUCGAAAAAAGCCAUCAUUGCCCAAGAUGAAAGCAGUAAACUAGCUGCAGAGGCUGUCUCCAACAUCCGAACCAUCACAACCUUCUCAUCACAAGAACGGAUCAUGAAAUUACUCGAGAGAGUUCAAGAAGGUCCACGAAGAGAAAGUGCCCGCCAAUCAUGGUUAGCUGGGAUUAUGUUGGGGACUACGCAAAGCCUUAUAACGUGCACCUCAGCUUUGAAUUUUUGGUAUGGUGGUAAAUUAAUCGCUGAUGGGAAGAUGGUAUCAAAAGCAUUCUUUGAGUUAUUUUUGAUCUUUAAGACUACAGGCCGGGCUAUUGCCGAAGCUGGGACAAUGACGACAGAUCUAGCCAAGGGCUCAAAUUCAGUUGACUCAGUAUUCACAGUGUUAGAUCGUCGAACCACCAUUGAGCCGGAGAAUCCGGAUGGGUAUAUCUUAGAAAAAAUAAAGGGCCAAAUCACAUUUCUCAAUGUGGACUUCGCUUACCCAACGCGACCUAAUAUGGUUAUAUUCAACAACUUCUCCAUAGAGAUCCACGAGGGAAAGUCGACAGCGAUCGUAGGUCCAAGUCGGUCGGGUAAGUCAACUGUAAUCGGGUUAAUCGAACGGUUCUAUGACCCGUUACAAGGUAUUGUGAAAAUCGAUGGCCGUGAUAUAAGGUCGUAUCAUCUAAGAUCACUUCGUCAACACAUGUCUUUGGUUAGUCAAGAACCAACAUUAUUCGCGGGGACAAUCCGAGAAAACAUAAUGUAUGGACGAGCAUCUAACAAGAUCGACGAGUCGGAGAUUAUCGAGGCAGGAAAGACGGCAAACGCUCACGAGUUCAUUACAUCACUAUCAGACGGCUAUGAUACGUACUGCGGAGACAGAGGAGUACAAUUGUCUGGUGGUCAAAAACAGAGGAUAGCUAUCGCCCGAACGAUUUUAAAGAAUCCAUCAAUUUUGCUCCUCGAUGAAGCUACAAGCGCUUUGGACAGCCAAUCAGAGCGUGUAGUGCAAGACGCCCUCGAACAUGUGAUGGUAGGGAAAACAAGCGUUGUGAUCGCACAUAGGCUUAGCACGAUCCAGAACUGCGACACGAUUGCUGUUUUAGACAAAGGAAAAGUUGUAGAAAGUGGGACACACGCUUCCUUGUUAGCAAAAGGUCCCACAGGCUCUUAUUUCUCAUUGGUCAGUCUUCAGAGAAAGGUCAGAUAUGUAUAAAUUAUAAAUUCACAUAUGUUUCACAAGCCUAAAACAUGAAGCAUGUU